This is a messenger RNA of Daucus carota subsp. sativus, 477 nucleotides long. RefSeq names its product protein SRC2. NCBI's taxonomy places the organism in Eukaryota, Viridiplantae, Streptophyta, Magnoliopsida, Apiales, Apiaceae. The coding region runs from base 1 to 477 and encodes 158 amino acids. Gene Ontology annotation, biological process: defense response. The record is from RefSeq and is a predicted model, not a curated record. The transcript has a single exon.
AUGGAGUAUCGAAACUUCGAGGUAACCAUAAACUCAGCAAGGGAUCUCGAGGAUGUCCGAAAAGUGUUCAAAAUGGAGGUUCAUGCUAGAGUUUCCAUCGGAAACCACCCGGAAUCGGAGAAGAGAACUCCGGUGGGUCAUGGAGGGACGAACCCUUCAUGGAACUUUACAAUCAACUUCAUCAUAAGCGAAGCUAUGCUGACAAGCUAUACUAGCAUGCUUGUUAUUAAGCUCUACUGCAGCAGAAUUCUUGGAGAUAGGUACAUUGGUGAGAUGAACUUGUCCAUGAAGGAGCUUUAUGAGUAUGCGUGUCCGUUUGGAGGGAGUGCCAGAGUGACUCAUCCUGUUCAGAAAGGCUCCGUCGACUCGCAGGGCUUGCUCGAGUUGGCAUACAAGUUUGGAGAGCGUGCUGUGGCUCAUAACUUUCUCAUGACCGAAACUAUUGGAUAUGGUGUUCCGUGUUCAGACACUUGUUGA